CGGGGUGACUCCAGCCGGGGUCCAGCGCAGGGUGGGGAAGCCCAAACUCACAGCCGAGGGGAAUCCCAACCUCUCCGCUUCGCCCCAGCCCAGGCUGCACCUCGCGACGAGUGGGGCGCGGGGGCGCUCUGCCUACCCCCAGACCCACGCGUGCGCCUCCUGGGACACGAGGAGACACCAGCGAACCGCGCAGCUCUCCUCUGGAGGGGUGACAGCCGUGCGCCCCGCCCUAGGCAUCCGGAGGAGCCCGAGAACUCCCAGCAUCCAGUCCCCGCGGAGCCAGCAGAGCGCGCGCUCCGGAAUCCCGGAAACCCUACGUUCCAGACCCGGUGGUCUUGGCCGCCAGGUCCCAGCGGCUAUUUGGACCUUCGCGGGGGUGCCCAGUCGGGGGCGUCGGGGGCGCGGCUGACCUGUCCUCCAAGUUGCAGCCAGCCAGAGUGGGAGAAGCCAGCACCCCCUGAUCCGCCGCCUCUGGCUCCUGCUGAGCGUGGCUCGGGGUGCAGAGAGCGCGGGGGAUUUGGGGGACCAGGACCCAGGAGCAGGAGACUGCAGCCAACCGGGAUCGCCGGGAGUUCUAGAAUUGGGCGAAUACAAGGACAGAAGUGCAAGGAAAGUCCACCUGGGCUGGAAGCACUGUCCUGGAGCUUGCUCUCAAAAUGUGGCUAUGAGUUUCCUGCACAGACACUCCAGAAACACCUUGGCCAAAGGAUAUGAGAUGAAUAGACUCUCACAUCCCAGAGGAGAGGCUCAUCAGGAAGUACCUGUGCGGCACAACUGCUGUAUGGCAGUGGACAAGGAGACUGCUCAAAGACCUCAUGCAAGUGGAACUCACAGCUUCCUUGAUCUGGCUCAGCAUUCAGAUAUCAAAGCCAACUGCAGUACCUGCGUGGAAAUAGAGGACAGAAAGUUCCUGCAGCAACAGAUGAAUUGUGACCGGGAGCAGCUAAGGGGCAACCAGGACGCCGCUGCCGCCCCGGACACGAUGGCUCAGCCUUACGCUUCGGCCCAGUUCGCCCCUCCUCAGAACGGCAUCCCCGCGGAGUACACGGCCCCGCACCCGCACCCGGUCCCCGAGCACACGCUCAACGUGUACCCGCCCGCGCAGGCGCACUCGGAGCCCGGCGCGGACAGCGGCGCGCAGACCGUCUCCGGCACAGCCACACAGACAGACGAUGCAGCACCGACAGAUGGCCAGCCCCAGACACAGCCUUCUGAAAACACGGAAAACAAGUCCCAGCCUAAGAGGCUGCAUGUCUCCAAUAUCCCCUUCCGGUUCCGGGAUCCGGACCUCCGACAAAUGUUUGGUCAAUUUGGUAAAAUCUUAGAUGUUGAAAUUAUUUUUAAUGAGCGGGGCUCAAAGGGAUUUGGUUUCGUAACUUUCGAAAAUAGUGCCGAUGCGGACAGGGCGAGGGAGAAAUUACACGGCACGGUGGUAGAGGGCCGUAAAAUCGAGGUAAAUAAUGCCACGGCUCGUGUAAUGACAAAUAAAAAGACUGUCAACCCCUACACAAAUGGCUGGAAAUUAAACCCAGUUGUGGGUGCAGUCUACAGCCCUGAAUUCUAUGCAGGCACGGUGCUGUUGUGCCAGGCCAACCAGGAGGGAUCUUCCAUGUACAGUGGCCCCAGUUCACUUGUAUAUACUUCCGCAAUGCCUGGCUUCCCAUACCCCGCCGCCACCGCUGCGGCUGCCUACCGAGGGGCGCACCUGCGAGGCCGUGGCCGUACUGUGUACAACACCUUCAGGGCAGCGGCGCCCCCACCCCCGAUCCCAGCCUACGGCGGAGUAGUGUAUCAAGAGCCUGUGUAUGGCAAUAAAUUACUGCAGGGUGGUUAUGCUGCAUACCGCUAUGCCCAGCCUACCCCUGCCACUGCCGCUGCGUACAGUGACAGAAAUCAGUUCGUCUUCGUUGCAACAGAUGAAAUUUCUUGUAACAGCUCUGCAGUUACGGACGAGUUUAUGCUGCCGACCCCUACCACCACACACUUGCUCCAGCCCCCACCUACAGCGUUGGUGCCAUGAAUGCUUUUGCACCCUUGACUGAUGCCAAGACUAGGAGCCACGCUGAUGAUGUGGGUCUCGUUCUUUCUUCAUUGCAGGCUAGUAUAUACCGAGGGGGAUACAACCGUUUUGCUCCAUACUAAGUGACAAAAACCAUUCAAACACCUUCCAAUGUGGGGAGAAAGGAAGCUUUCUGAGGCCUGAGUAUUGUGUAUGCGCAGUACUCCAUCAUUUUAGCAACUCAAAAAAAAAAAUACUAAAAAUAAAAAGAGGAAAAAAAUUACAUUUUUUAUCUUAUACCUCAGAUAUUUUGUUCUGUGUAUUUUAAUAUUGUGGGUCUUUAAUUUCUGAAGGUUUCCGUAGUUCAGUUGCUGGCUGUAGGAGUUUUUGUGGUUGGUCUAGAGAGAAGCUAGAUAUGAAUUAAAAAGAAAAAAAAAAAAGAAAAAACUGGUUUAGGGCCAUAUCCAGAGUGCUAUAUUGUGUAAAUGAAUUAUAUA
This is a messenger RNA of Jaculus jaculus (lesser Egyptian jerboa), 2496 nucleotides long. RefSeq names its product RNA binding fox-1 homolog 1 (gene Rbfox1). Gene Ontology annotation, cellular component: cytoplasm; nucleus. Bases 665 to 2020 code for a protein of 451 amino acids. Gene Ontology annotation, biological process: regulation of alternative mRNA splicing, via spliceosome; nervous system development. The record is from RefSeq and is a predicted model, not a curated record. Lineage: Eukaryota; Metazoa; Chordata; Mammalia; Rodentia; Dipodidae. Gene Ontology annotation, molecular function: mRNA binding. The transcript is spliced from 18 exons.